UUCCUCAUCAUCUAUGAUAAAGCUAUCCACUUAAAAUUAAGUCUAUUUCCUAGAAGGUUGACCAACUGAUUCAGAAAUCCAUCAUGGGAUCGUCAGAUUGGGACGCUCUGCGGAAGCAGGCCCGCCAUCUGGAAAACGACAUCGACCUGAAGCUGAUUGCAUUCAACAAGGUCGGCACUGGCAGCAGUUCGCUCAACUCGGCAGCGAGCUCCCCAUCGGACACCUCGCCACUGCUGGGUGACCAUGUCUUCGAAUCACUUUCGCUGGAAAUCGAACAGAUGCUGGACAAGUUGUCCAAUAUCAACGAGAAGAUGGCCGAGAUUCCCGGCACUGGAGCGGCCGUCAUGCAUGUCUUGCAACGGCAUCGGGAGAUUUUACAUGGCUAUCGACAGGAGUAUCUGAAGAUUCAGGCCAAUCACACAACCCGAAUGGAACGCGAGGAGUUGCUGCGGGGGUCUGGCCUAGGCGGGACGACGUCUCUGAGUUCCCCUUCAACAUCCGGGUUAAGUCGGAGGGAUAUGUAUCUGAAGGAGAACACACAUCUUCACAAUUCAAGUUCCAUGGUUAAUGAUCAGAUUAGCAUCGCAAUGGAGACUAAGGAACAUUUAAGCUCCCAGCGGCAGCACAUGAAGCGCUUCCAGACCAGAAUGCACGAUAUUUCCAAUCGAUUCCCAAUGAUUUCUAGCCUCAUUCAAAGAAUUAACAUUCGCAAACGAAGAGAGUCACUGAUAUUGGGAGGCGUGAUUGGAGUGUGUACGAUUCUUCUACUGCUGUAUGCCUUCCACUGAUCGGCACGAACUUUCGGCUCUUGGUGCAAACAUUUUUUAUUUUCGAAAAAGCUAUUUCGUCAAUACUAGAUCAUUGUUAUGUAUUAGAUGGCAAUUAUCUUCUCUCGGGAAAAAAAAAAACCAAACCCAAACUAACUGAGGCAUUCUUCAGCAGUAGACGAGGCGAGGGAACUGCAUCGAUGACAGAGAAUUAUUUGUGGUUAUUUUAUAUAGUUAGAAGUUUAAAGAGUAAUCGAAACCGGUCAAAGCUUUGGUUAGCGAUUUGACUGGCCACAAUAUAUGUGUAUUUAUCCGG
Ochlerotatus camptorhynchus is the source of this 1083-nucleotide messenger RNA. RefSeq names its product golgi SNAP receptor complex member Gos28 (gene Gos28). Gene Ontology annotation, molecular function: SNAP receptor activity. Gene Ontology annotation, biological process: vesicle fusion; endoplasmic reticulum to Golgi vesicle-mediated transport. The record is from RefSeq and is a predicted model, not a curated record. Gene Ontology annotation, cellular component: cis-Golgi network; Golgi membrane; Golgi medial cisterna. NCBI's taxonomy places the organism in Eukaryota, Metazoa, Arthropoda, Insecta, Diptera, Culicidae. The transcript has 5 exons. Bases 84 to 788 code for a protein of 234 amino acids.